Molecule: messenger RNA, 1807 nt
Organism: Penaeus chinensis
Lineage: Eukaryota; Metazoa; Arthropoda; Malacostraca; Decapoda; Penaeidae
Product: GATA zinc finger domain-containing protein 14-like
Exons: 2
Coding region: 428-1711 (427 amino acids)
Cellular component (GO): extracellular matrix
Source: RefSeq, a predicted model, not a curated record
AGCAAUGUCCUUGCUAUAAAGACAGACGAUAGGGAUGAGGAUGGCAGACUGACCAACCUUGCAAGAUAUCCGAGACGUCGAGAGUGGGGUGGGCGGGGCCACUGCUUGGCUAUAUAAAGCGGUCGCCGUCGACGUCACGCAUCAGCCUCGUAUCCCUCACCAUGAAGGUAAAGAGUAGAAAGAUAUUUUUUUCUUGUCUCUGUUUUGUAUUACUUUUAUUCCAGUGAAUUUCCUUAUCUUUAACCUCUUUCAGCUGGCACUGACGAUAUUGCUGUGUGUGGGCGCUGCCGUGAAGGUGGCGGCGCAGGAUGGUUCCUACGUGCUGGAUUCACGAGGCGUGGAGGUGGAGCAGGGACUCCAGCCUUCCCCAGAACUCUUCCAGAACCACCAGGCCUUCUCCCAAGCCUUCAAAGAACGUUCUGAAGAGAUGGCCCUGCAAUACAGUCUUGGCCAAGUCGAAUACAAUGAUCCUAACCCGGAGUAUGCCUGGGCUUACGCGGUCGACGCUAAAUCGACCGGGGACAUGAAGUCUGCCCGAGAGGAACGUCGAGGUGACGUGGUCGUGGGUCAGUACUCGGUCAUGGACCCCGACGGGUCUCUGCGCGUGGUCGACUACUCGGUGGCUCCCGGCACAGGCUUCCAGGCCACCGUCCGCAAGGAGUACACGGGCGAGGCUUUCCAGGGUCAGGAGCAGAGACUACAGGCUCAGGCCAAGCAAUACAGUGCUAUCCAACAGGGAAGCGACUACCAACAGGACCGCAACCAGUACCAACAGAACCGUGGCCAGUACUCCCAGAACCGCAACCAGUACCAAGAAAACCGUGGCCAGUACUCCCAGAACUACAAUGAGAACCAACAGAAUCGCAACCAGUACCAGUACUCACAAAAUCCCAACCAGAACCUGGAAAACAGAAGACAGUUUUCUCAGAACCGCAAUCAGUAUCAACAAAACCGCAAUCAGUACUCCCAGUACAGCAACCAGUACCAACAGAACCGCUAUCAGAACCAGCAGAACAACGAGUACCAGCUAAACCCUAUUCAGUAUACUCGGAACCUCAACGAGUACCAACAGGACCGCAAUCAGUACCAGAAGAAUAGUUACGAUUCUACACAGAACCGUAAUCAAUACUCCCAGAAUUUUAAUGCAUACCAGAACCGCAAUCAAUACCAACAGAACAGCAACCAGUUCCAGCAGAACCGCAACCAGUUCCAGCAGAAUCGCAACCAGUACCAGCAGAACCGCAACCAGUUCCAGCAGAACCGCAAUCAGUACCAGCAGAACCGCGACCAGUCCUACCAGAACCGCAAUCAAUACCAACAGAACAGCAACCAGUUCCAGCAGAACCGCAACCAGUUCCAGCAGAACCGCAACCAGUUCCAGCAGAAUCUCAACCAGUACCAGCAGAACCGCAACAAGUUCCAGCAGAACCGCAACCAGUACCAACAGAACUAUGACCAAAGCCUUUCCAGCCGCAACAACGUCAGGUACAACUUCCAGCGUUAUGGAACCAACCGCUUCAAUCAGAACCUGAACCGUCCUUCGCCCAGCCUCUACAGCCAGAACCAAAACCUUCUGGCCCGCUAUGGAUCCGGUUCUCAGAACCAGUACAACAACCGCGUCUACAACCAGUACAGCACCCAAGUGAACAGGAACCAGCAGAACCAAGGUUACUCUCCCGUCAGCGUGGUUCUCGCUUCCUCGAGGAACUAACACGCGAACCGCUUUGCCAACGGACUUCUUAGACAAUGAACCGUAAAAGGCAUUCACAAUGGCCGAAAAGGGUUCUCGUGGUGUUGUGAAAAAACU